AUGCUUGGGCCGCCGCUUCGCAGCGGGGGGUUCUGGAGGGGCUCUUCUGUCCCUCCUUCUGCAGCAGGGGCAGCAGCAGCAGCAGGAACAGCAGCAACGCGGGGCUCCUCUGGUGCUACUACUGCUGCAGUGCGGCCCCGUGUACAGCAACUGAAGCACGAGGUGGUUACUGUGGCGGACCCCAAGACCUUCUUCUGCGAAGCUGCACUGCAGUACCACCACAAGCAGCACGGACUAGAGAAGCAGCUGGCCUUCCUUGACUCGGCUGCUGCUGCAGCAGUAGCAACUGCCGCCGACAGAAAUGCCCUUAUUGCUGCUCUGGAGACCAAAGGAAACAUAAUAGCCAUGCAGGAGCAGCAACCGUCCUCUCUUGCUGGCACGGCUACAACGGAAGAGCAGCAGCUGCUGCUGCAGCAGCAGCAGCGCCGGCAAGAGCUAUCGUUUCCAGCGCCGAUGCAGCAGCAGCAGCAGGCACAUGCAUGGCAGCAGCAGCAACAACGCCAGACAGUUCAGCAGGUGCAGCAGCAGGCACAGAUGCCACUGCAGCCCACCCAAACAACGCAACAGCAACAGCUGUUGACUCCGUCCCAGCAGCAUGAACCGACACACCAGAUUAAGUCGCAGCCGAAACAAUAUCAGCUCCAAAUGCAGCAACAGCACCAGCAGAUUCAGCAGCCGCAGAUGAUGCAGACGCUUCCGCAACAACCACUGCAACACGUGGUGCGGCAGCAGCAGCCUGCAGCUGUAGCUUGGCCACCUGCGGCGUCAGCAGAUGCAACUGCCGCUGCUGCUGUCAGUAAUGCUGCCCCCAGUAAUGCUGCUGCUGCUGCCGCCCGUGUGCCCGCCGUUGUUACAGCAGCACGGGAGCCGCUGCAGCUGCAACGCUCUUUGAGUGGGGAGGAGCAGCAGCAGCACCAGAAGCUGCAGCAGCAUCUGCAGCAGCAGCCUCAGGAGGAGGAAGAUGAUAACCUCGAUGAUUUUCUCUAG
Eimeria mitis is the source of this 987-nucleotide messenger RNA. RefSeq lists its product as uncharacterized. NCBI's taxonomy places the organism in Eukaryota, Apicomplexa, Conoidasida, Eucoccidiorida, Eimeriidae. The record is from RefSeq and is a predicted model, not a curated record. The transcript has 2 exons. Bases 1 to 987 code for a protein of 328 amino acids.